AUCAUUUAUUCAUCCAUGCAAAAUCUAUUUUCUCCAAUCGAAAGUGUUCAUAUACUUUUAAGAUCAUGGCGGACAAGCAAGUCAAAGUUGCGUUGUGGGGAGUGCCUCGAACGAUGUCGACGGUGUUUACAAAAUGCAUCAGUGCCAUUGGCGGGAUUGAAGUUUAUCUGGAGCUUUAUUCGUAUUCUAAAACAGCGAAUGGCGUUUUCAAAUCAGCGACCGGUCGUGACCUGCCAAAGAAACUGGAAGGGAAUGAGGCGGUAUACGCCGAAGUCGUAGAGGUGUUUAAGAAGGAAACGAAUAGCACUUUGAUACCAAAAAGAAUUUCAUGUUGUGAAAUAAAACGAGAUUUGGAGACCACCAAGAGUAGGUUUAUCUUUAUGAAGGAGAUGGCCUUUACCGAUUACAUCAUAGAGUAUCUUCCUGAAGGCUUCAAGCACGUUUUCCUUAUUAGAGAACCAACGAAGGUCUACACGUCUUUCCGGAAAGGACUGAUGGCAUUGGGAAUGUUUAAUCUUAAUGAAGAUGAUGUCGACAUCAUACGCGACGAUAAAACACAAAUACAGCCGAUGUCGUGGUACAAGGAACAGCAUCAGUUAUGGAAAUAUGUUAAAGAAAAUAUCGACCCCAACCCCAUCAUCAUUGACGCUUACGAUCUAGCCAGGAACCCGCAAGGGAUCUUGAAACGAUUCUGUGAAGCUGUUGGAUUUCCCUACAGUGAUAACCUUCUGCUGUGGUCGCCGAGUCGCGAGUUCCCGGAGAACUUCGUGACGGCUGGCGAAAACCUCUUCAGGUCGUUCUCUGUGAUGUAUAAGACGGCAUUCAGCAGCACACAUUUCAUGGCGCCUUCCGUAAAGGGACCAUUACCACGUGAUCAGCUGACAGAUGACGUCAUCCAAUGUGUGGAGUAUUCCAAUCCAUUUUACCAUGAGAUGUACAAGGAAAGAAUGCAAGUCUCUUGAAAAUGCAUUGUUCCUGCUCUGUACAAAUUAAGAGAGCUAGCGCGUGCAGAAACAUUUAUUUGUUUUCCUGCUUCCUUUGUUAAUUUUCAGCGUCCCCCAUGAGGAUUAUAAUGUGUAAACUAAGCAAAGUAUAUCCAAAAUAUCACAAUGAUGUCAUUAAGAUGGUUUUAAAGAUAAUGGGAUGAUCCCCUAUGUAUAUAGUAUUCAAAGGUGAAACCAAUUAUCCAAUGUAGGCCUACAUGGUUUCUCGUCCUACGCAAUGCACUAUUUAUAUGAUGAUUUGUGUUGGCAAUUUUUGUUUAAUUGUUUGCCUAUUUUCUUUUGA
Messenger RNA from Lytechinus variegatus (green sea urchin), 1287 nucleotides. RefSeq lists its product as uncharacterized. The transcript is spliced from 2 exons. Lineage: Eukaryota; Metazoa; Echinodermata; Echinoidea; Temnopleuroida; Toxopneustidae. The record is from RefSeq and is a predicted model, not a curated record. The coding region runs from base 66 to 962 and encodes 298 amino acids.